UCAUAGUUAUACUUCCUUUUUCCCUUCCUUCUCAGCUCAAAAAGAAAUAAUAUCAGCUCAGAUGAAAACUUUAGUUCAGUUUGAAAAUUUUAGAAAAUAGACUUGUGAGCAAUUGCAAUCAAUGAAUUUUGGAGAGUCUGGUGUGAAGGUAUGCCCUCUCUGACCUGAAAUUAUACACUAUGGGCUGCGUAGUAAUCCUGUAUGUAAAAACUGGACUCUUCAAUAGUGUAAGAUCCCAUUUCCUGUACUUGAAACUGUUUGGGGGACUGUUUUUGCCCUGAUGCAGUUUUGCAGUUACUAGAGUUACUCCUACUUUAUCCUGAGCAGAGAGCAUGCAAUUUUCUGGAGUUUCUCUGCAAUUGGCACCAAAACUAUUAUGUUGGUUUAUGUAAUUCUGUUUAAUUUCAUCUCUGAAAUGCAUCCAGUAAAUUGUUCAGAUUAAAAAGUUUGAUUUGAAUGGUUCGAUAUGUCUCUGUCUAGAAAAUGUGGUUUUACACUUUCGUUUGUUUCAUUAUAGAAUGCCUAAUGCCAUCUGUUCAUUUCAAAUGCAUCCAGACUUGCAGGAGGCUUUCAAUGAUGUUCAGAGUUCUGUCUACAGAACAGCCCUAAAACUACGCUCAGUACAACGUCUGUGCCAGUUGGAUUUGAUUGAUGUUUCUUUGAUUCAGCACAUCCUAUCAAAUGAACAGAGCCAGAGGGAAAAACAGAUUUCUCUGAAAGUGCAGCAGAUCUCUAGAAUGCUGACAGAACUAUUCCAAAGGGCGAGAUUGGAAAAACCAGGCCAGGUAGAUCCAAGAGCCGCUGAAUUCACGUUAAGCCUGCUAGCUGCCAUGUAUGACAGAUCUGGAACAGGUUAUAUCAAAACUAGAUCUGCUGCAGCUGCCCUAAUUGCCCUUUCAGGAGACACUCUACUGGCUAAAUACAGAGCUUUCUUCCAGUUUUAUGCUGUCCCUGAUGGGAAGGUGACCUUGAUUACCUGUAGUGCCCUGAGAAGCCUACUAACAGAUUUAAAUCAGAUCCCAGCCAUUGUGGGAGAAAGCUGCACUAUGUCUUGUGUGGAAAUUACGACUCACAGCUGUUUCCAAGGGGUUCUGAAUUCAGCAAUUGUUGAAGAAAAAUUCCUGUCAUGGCUGAGAUCAGAGCCUGUUGUUCUCCUAUGGCUCCCUACAUGUUACAGAUUAUCAGCCACAGAAAUGGUUUCUCACCAAGCUAGAUGUAGAGUCUGCAAAAUUUUCCCUAUUACAGGCCUCAGGUAUCGGUGUCUGAAGUGCUUCAAUUUUGACCUUUGCCAAGUGUGCUUUUUCACUGGCCGUCUCAGCAAACCACAUAAGAGGUCACAUCCUGUUGUGGAACACUGUGUGCAGAUGUCAGCAAAGGCGAAUGCAAAGCACUUUCUCCGCACCAUCAGGAACAACCUGUUUCAAGAGCGCUGCAGAAGAAAGGAGGCUCAAAGGAGGGAUCUGGAGAUAGUGAAGGAGAGGCACUUCCCUGCUCUCAAAAAGACUUCUCCCCCUGCAGAACUCAGUGCUUCACCACUACCUGGCCCUGAAAACCUGUCUUUCCCAGUGGACAGACCUGUCCUGGAUUCACCCAAGCUUGUAUCUGAAAACAGAACUGUAAUGCAAAAGAGUGAGAAUAUCAGCAAGACACCAGAGCAAGGCAAGACAAAAGCUCAGGCAAUAGCCUCUUUUGAAGCAGAUGUGUUGAAAAUACAGGAAUCCAUCAAAAGCAUUCGCAGUGAGAGCAGGUACAUGAAGAAGCAGUUCAACAAAUGGAAGGACAAAAUGCAAUUUCUUCACAACUGCCAGGAAGACAAAAGCUGCAAAAUAGAGGCAAAGCUCCAAAGCCUGAGAGCAAGCCAUGAAAACCUGCAAAUGAAGCUGCAGCAAAUGAAGCAAGAAGUAAAGACAAUGCUGCUGUCAUCAGAGCAUCCUUUUGCACAGUGUCAGAAUACAAUGCCAAGAAAUCCACAUGUCUUCAUGGAAAGGAGAAUGCGGCGUGGAUUAAAUCCUGCCCAAAUAAGGCCUACUUCCAGAACAUGUGCAGACUGGAAAUCUCUGAAUCCUCCUAACUCUGCAGAUAGAAUGCAGCUUUUACAGACACCUGAGGUUCCCACUGCAGUGGACUUGAUGUUCUCUGAAGACCCACUGGAGUUAGCAUCCCUGCAGAGCAACAGACCUGUUAUGGGACAGUAUAAAAAAGCAAAAGAGACUCAAACAUAUCUGCCUGAAUUGAAAGAAAACUCCCUCAGUGGCAUCAUGAGAAACACAGUUCUUACUCCCACUACAGUGCAGAUACCACCUGAUGAGAAGGAAGUCAGUGAGGAAGUGGAACUGCAGCACAUAGUGAUGAAACUGAAGGAUGCAUUGUCUCUCCAGGCCCAACCAGCUCAACAGUCUGCUUUGCAGCAGGAGUUCUUCACCACAGCUGAACGCGUUUGCAGAUCCUUUUCUGACCUCAUCAACCAAGUAACUCCAUCAGCUUGUAAAUGAUGGAAGCUACCAUUCACCUUACAGCUUUACUGAACUAUUGAAGGACAACAGAACCAUCAUUCAGCAUGCAGUAUGUGUGCCUGAAUUUUGGUAAAGAGUCUGCUUUAUUUGAUGUUAUAUGUGCAAUCUUCAACAGAAGGAUAUCAGCUUAAAAUUUCCAUCUCCUACUUGAAUUGUCCUAAGUCACAGAAGCAGCUGGAUGAAUGCUGGAAAUUGUAUUUGUUAAAAUUGCAAAAAAUUUAAAUGGCCCUUCAGCUAGACCAUUUUUCUGCAUCUCUCUACUGACCAAGAAAAGCUUUUAUACAAAUGAGGUUUUUAAUAUACAUAUCAGAACAACACUAUUCUCAUGUAAAUAAAAAAUAAAAAUCCAUUAAACAACUCCUUUCCUUAUGAUCCUAUCUGAAAUGUGAAUCAUGUAAUCCAAAACAAAAAACAAUAAUGCCACUUGAAAAACAUCAAAUAGUCAAAGAAGGAAAACACCAUUCCGAGACCGAAAUUUUUACAUGCAUACUUAAAAAUUACAAAACACUAAGUACAUCAGGAGAAAUUUAAGUCUAUCCACUAAUGAUCAUUAACUUGAAAAGUAAAUUUAAUCAAAUAUCCAUCUAGUAAUGAUCACAUGCAAAUGAAUUGGCCAUUUUCUCUAUAGUAUCAAAAUGUUUAAUGGUCCCCUCUGGUCAAAAUAAAGGUUGGAACAAACUUGAAAUAGCAUGAUCUGGUAUUAAUCCCAGAGCAAGCGAAAAUAGUGCGUGUAUUUGCAGCCUAAUUUAUCCCUACCAAGUCUGAGGUGUUUGUAUAUUAUGAACUUGUGACUUUUUGCUGCCUUGUCCCCCCAGCUCCUCUGAAAGAAUUAAAGUCACAGUACAUUUUUCUGAAAAUUUGGAAUUCUUUGCAAGUGUACUGCUGAGUCACCCAUGGAUUUUGUCAGAAUGAGCAAUGGAACUUUUUCAAGAUGCAAACCUUGUGAGGGAAAGAAGAUUCAAAAUAAUGCAAAACAAACUGUCUACUUUUUCAUGUCUGUUUCAGCAAUAUUAAAGCAGUAUUAAUCUAUUUAAAAUACAAAUCACCUCUACCA
Grus americana (Whooping crane) is the source of this 3567-nucleotide messenger RNA. It is a transcript of the gene DYTN, whose product is annotated as dystrotelin. Gene Ontology annotation, cellular component: plasma membrane. NCBI's taxonomy places the organism in Eukaryota, Metazoa, Chordata, Aves, Gruiformes, Gruidae. The coding region runs from base 519 to 2492 and encodes 657 amino acids. Gene Ontology annotation, biological process: synaptic signaling. Gene Ontology annotation, molecular function: zinc ion binding. The record is from RefSeq and is a predicted model, not a curated record. The transcript is spliced from 15 exons.